Vicia villosa (hairy vetch) is the source of this 1004-nucleotide messenger RNA. RefSeq lists its product as uncharacterized. The transcript is spliced from 5 exons. NCBI's taxonomy places the organism in Eukaryota, Viridiplantae, Streptophyta, Magnoliopsida, Fabales, Fabaceae. Bases 306 to 1004 code for a protein of 232 amino acids. The record is from RefSeq and is a predicted model, not a curated record.
UUCAUUAUUUUGGCAAUUUUGAAGUCCCUCUCCAAAAUUGCAUAUGUGGCACAUGUAAUUUGCUGAGCUGUCUAAAAUUACUUAUGCCAUGUCAUUUCAUUUAUUUAAUUUAUAAUUUUAAAUAGAAAACAACUUUUGAAUAUCCUAAAUAACAUUAAUUCUCUUUUUAUAAAUCAAAAACAAUUCCUAACCUAACCCAGAACUUCAUCCCCAAUUUGUAACGUAACCCAGAACGCGAAGAUGAGCAGCAGUCUUCCAUUGUCGCUCUAAUCAGUUCUCGUCCAUUCGCCAAAGCAUCGGAGAAGAUGAGUAGCAUUCCACCAUCAUCAUCAAAGACGACGCGCAACAUUCCACCAUCAUCAACUUGCAAAGAGGAUGUUCGUUUCUGUAUGAGACCAUCUAAAAGCAACUACGUUAAGAUAAGGCUUCAUCAUAGGGGACAGUUAGUAGAGAGUCCAUGUAAAUGGUAUGUUAAUGGUUUGGUGUCUGAACUGGAUUGGGAAUGGGAUACGGACUACAUGUCGUACAUGGAUUUAGAAAAUUUGAUUAAGGAUGAGGGAUAUAUAAAUAUCAACUGUAUGUGGUACUGGAACCCUAGGUUUUCCUUUGGUCGUGGCCUUAGACCCCUAAACUGUGAUAAUGAUGUUCUUAAGUUUGUUGAGGAUAUUAAGGGCUUUGAAUUGGUGGAUGUGUAUGUUGAGCACACAAUAGAAGAGACUCCUGUUGUUGAGGAUGAUGUUGAUGGCUGCUCAUCUUCGCGUUCUGGGUUACGUUACAAAUUGGGGAUGAAGUUCUGGUUUCUUUCGUAUAUGCCUAGUUUCCUUUGUAUAUGCGAGAGUAAUUAUCGACAAUCCUCUCAAUUUCUCUUUGACAAUCUUCUCAAUUUCUCAAAACAAUCUUCCCUGCUCGAUUCGAAGAUGGAUGGCGGUGAUGUUGAUGGACAUGGAGUAAUGCGAGUUUAUCAUGAAGCUCUCUUGAUGUUGGUGCUAUUUUGGAGAUGUUAA